Molecule: messenger RNA, 1177 nt
Organism: Culex quinquefasciatus (southern house mosquito)
Lineage: Eukaryota; Metazoa; Arthropoda; Insecta; Diptera; Culicidae
Product: zinc finger protein 93
Exons: 3
Coding region: 109-1116 (335 amino acids)
Cellular component (GO): nucleus
Molecular function (GO): zinc ion binding
Source: RefSeq, a predicted model, not a curated record
UAUAAACAACGCGCGCUUCAACACAAUUUUGCUGUUGGAAUUCCGACUUGCCAAAUUAAAUGAUUCUUGAAACUUGUAUUAAACUGCUAAACCUAAGUGCUUAACAAGAUGAACACUACGCUCGAUUCCACGUGUCGGUUGUGUUUGCAGACGUGCGACUUCAACAACCGUUUGGAUGAACGUAACUUUCGAGAGAAGGCUCAGGACAUCUUGGUCCUUCAUCUUAAAGUUGACGCUGAACACAUUUCAAUAGUUUGCGAAGUCUGCCAGGCGCAGGUUGAGAGUUUCUUCCUCUUCAAGCGAAAUUGUCGUCGGAACGAAAAACUUGGCCUAAAUCUCAAACCAACAGCUUAUGCUAUUGCUGCUGUUUUAUGCGACCCUGAACCUUCUCCCCACGAGGUUGUCUCUCCGAAAGAACCAAGUCCGAAGCCUUACAAAAAGGGGGGCCGCCGUUACAGAAGAAUCACGGACCGAGUUUACAAGCGGAUCACGAAGGAACAGUUGGCCACGUGUACCCGGAAGGAAUUGUACAAGGAGCGGUACAGCAAGAUGUGCGAGAUUUGUGGCAAGUCACUUAAUAGUAACUACGUGGAGGAUCACAUGAACCGGCACCGAGGUGUUCGGCCGUAUCCUUGCAAUGCGCUCGACUGCGGCGCAAAGUUUUGCAGUUCAAUGGCACUCAGGAGCCACACAGCACGGCGUCAUUCCGACGGGCGACACCCGUGUCCGCAAUGCAGCAAGAUAUUCACAAGUACCGUGGCUCUUCAAACGCACAGCAGGCAACAUGAAGAGAAAACAAUAUUCUGCGAAAUUUGUAACCUAGGUGUUCGUAUACCAUCGGCGCUUAAAACGCACAUGCUAGUGCACACCCAGCAGCGCGAUCACAAAUGCGAAUUCUGCGGGAAAGCUUUCUACACCAAACAUGUGCUUGCGCUGCACCGGCGAUCUCACACGGGAGAGCGACCUUUUGCUUGUCACGUGUGCGACUUUAGCCAUGCACACCGGAUUCUGUACGUGAAGCACAUGAAGAAGAUUCACCCGGGGGAGGCAAUUCGAACGUUGGCAGAAAUUCAACGGAUGGCGAAGGUUCAGCAAAGGAAUGCGACGGGGGAGUAAUAAAGCGUUGGAACCGUCUUGUAUAGCUAUCCGUUUUUUUUUUGUAUUUUCAACCUUUCCC